Sycon ciliatum is the source of this 792-nucleotide messenger RNA. Its product is annotated as diaminopimelate epimerase-like. NCBI's taxonomy places the organism in Eukaryota, Metazoa, Porifera, Calcarea, Leucosolenida, Sycettidae. Bases 1 to 792 code for a protein of 263 amino acids. Gene Ontology annotation, molecular function: diaminopimelate epimerase activity. Gene Ontology annotation, cellular component: cytoplasm; cytosol. The record is from RefSeq and is a predicted model, not a curated record. The transcript has a single exon.
AUGAAUGGAGCUGGCAAUGACUUCAUCUUGAUCGACAACAGGACCCGUUCUAUAUUGCUCAGCAAGGAACAGGUGCAACGGUUGUGCCACCGUCAGAGAGGGAUCGGUGCAGACGGGCUGCUCCUCCUUGAGACAAAUUUGACUGGCAAGGCAGACUGGAGUUGGAAGUUCUACAACAGUGAUGGCGAGAUGGCUGAGAUGUGUGGCAAUGGAGCGCGCUGUUUUGCUGCAUUCAUUCGAAAAGUAAUACACUGUUCAUCGCCAACAAGUAUCGAAACAUUGGCAGGAGUCAUUCACGCUAGUUUUGAUGGUGAUGAUGUCACCAUUGCCCUCACAGAGCCAGAGAGGCUAGCGCUGCAUCAACAAAUCUCACUCCUUGCUUCUAAUCUGACAUACCAUUUCUUGAACACUGGUGUCCCACACACAGUGGUGUUUGUGGACGAUGCAGAUCAAGCAAUGGUGCAUGAGAUUGGUCGCCAAAUUAGGAAUCACGAUGUCUUCUCUCCUGGUGGGACGAACGUUGACUUUGUACAGAUUCUUCGACCUGGAUUGAUUCGUGUCCGGACAUAUGAGCGAGGAGUUGAGGGAGAAACUCUGGCAUGUGGCACUGGAGUUGCUGCUGCUGCCAUUGUCACCGCUUUAGUUCAGAAAGUUACACCUCCCAUCAGUGUUCAAGUACAGGGUGGAGAGACACUAUCGGUGGAUUUCACGCAGACUGACGUAGCUAGUGUGCACAACGUUCUACUUACUGGACCAGCGACGUUUGUCUUUACAGGAGAAAUCACAAUCUGA